Molecule: messenger RNA, 653 nt
Organism: Manihot esculenta (cassava)
Lineage: Eukaryota; Viridiplantae; Streptophyta; Magnoliopsida; Malpighiales; Euphorbiaceae
Product: protein TIFY 5A
Exons: 1
Coding region: 37-450 (137 amino acids)
Biological process (GO): regulation of jasmonic acid mediated signaling pathway; response to wounding; regulation of defense response
Cellular component (GO): nucleus
Source: RefSeq, a predicted model, not a curated record
CCCCUUCCAAAUUCCAACUUCUCGGAUCAACCAAAGAUGAGGAGGAACUGCAACCUUGAACUCCGCCUAUUCCCCACUUCCGAUCAAGACCACCACCGCAUAACGGAGGAAUAUUCAAAAGAACAGCAGCAACAGCAGAUAACAAUAUUCUACAAUGGAAAUGUUUGCGCUGGAGAUGUUACGGAGCAACAGGCGAGAGCUAUUCUGAUGUUGGCAAGACAAGAAACGGAAGCUAAAAUGAGAAUAAACUCAAGUGGAUCUUCGUCUUCCUCGUCGACCUCGUCAUCAGAACAAAUUGUAUCGCCAACAGUGGCAUCUCCUCCGCCGGUUUAUAGCCCCAACAUGAAGAUAUCACUGCAAAGGUUCCUUGAGAAGAGAAAUCAUCGGAUUCAAACAACUUACCCCUACAACAUUAACCGACGGCCUCAUAUGUGCAGGGUCGACCACUGAGCUUUUAUUGAUUAUUAGUUAAUUUAUUUUGCAUGGCAUGCAGCUAAAUAGGCGGGCGCUUGUAAAUUUUGCAUUUUUAUUAUAUAUUGUUAGUACGGCAUAGUUAUUGUAAGUUGUUUCUCUCAAGUUGCAAGAAUAUUUGUACGGAGAAAAAUGGAAUAAAUUAAUUAAAAGGAAAAUUCUAAAAAAUUUAAAUGAAAUUA